Aricia agestis (brown argus) is the source of this 1690-nucleotide messenger RNA. RefSeq names its product fumarate hydratase, mitochondrial-like. Bases 59 to 1561 code for a protein of 500 amino acids. Gene Ontology annotation, biological process: malate metabolic process; tricarboxylic acid cycle; fumarate metabolic process. The transcript has 10 exons. Gene Ontology annotation, molecular function: fumarate hydratase activity. Lineage: Eukaryota; Metazoa; Arthropoda; Insecta; Lepidoptera; Lycaenidae. The record is from RefSeq and is a predicted model, not a curated record. Gene Ontology annotation, cellular component: mitochondrion; tricarboxylic acid cycle heteromeric enzyme complex.
AAACAUUUGUGGCCGAUAAAACAUUUUUAUUUUAGGAAACUUAAACUUUUCAUUGAAAAUGGCCACUUCACUAAUUAAAAUAUCAUCAGCCCUGCUGAAUUCGAGCAAGAAUUUGCGCUGCGUUGUGCGACUUGUUAACCAAAAUAAUUUCUCCACCACAAAUGUUGCCGCGCGCAAGGAGCGCGACACGUUCGGCGAGCUGGACGUGCCGGACGACAAGCUGUAUGGCGCCCAGACCGUGCGAUCUGUCAUGAACUUCCCCAUUGGCGGCAUCGAGGAACGUAUGCCGUAUCCUGUCAUCGUGGCAAUGGGUAUUCUGAAGAAGGCGGCGGCCAAAGUCAACACCGAAUACGGCCUUGACAAGAAAAUUGCGGAGGCGAUAAUGCAGGCGUGCGACGACGUGAUAUCGGGCAAGCUGUACCGCGAGGGCCACUUCCCGCUCGUCAUCUGGCAGACCGGCUCCGGCACGCAGACCAACAUGAACACUAACGAGGUAAUCGCCAAUCGCGCUAUCCAAAUCCUUGGCGGCAAGCUCGGCAGCAAAGAUCCCGUUCAUCCCAACGACCACGUCAAUAAAUCCCAGAGCUCCAACGACACUUACCCGACGGCGAUGCACAUUGCCGUAGCCAUGGAGCUGAGGGAUCGCCUGAUGCCAGGUCUCGUGGCCUUGAGGGAUACGCUAGAUGCCAAGUCCAAGGAGUUCGAGAAGAUUAUUAAGAUUGGCAGGACCCAUCUCAUGGACGCCGUGCCUCUCACCCUUGGCCAGGAGUUCAGCGGAUACGCGGCGCAACUGUCAUACGGUGUGGAACGCGUCUGUACUGUGCUGCCCCGCCUCCACUACUUGGCACUAGGUGGCACCGCUGUUGGCACCGGUCUGAAUACGCGUAUUGGAUUCGCGGAGAAGUGUGCUAAGGAGAUUGCUAAUCUUACUGGCAUUCCGUUCGAGACCGCGCCCAACAAGUUCGAGGCCCUCGCGACCAAGGACACGAUGGUGGAAGUCCACGGAGCUCUGAACACCCUCGCGGUGUCCCUGAUGAAGAUAGCCAACGACAUCCGGCUGCUGGGGUCCGGGCCGCGCUGCGGGCUGGCCGAGUUGAUGCUGCCGGAGAACGAGCCGGGCUCCUCCAUCAUGCCGGGCAAAGUUAACCCGACCCAGUGCGAAUCCAUGACGAUGAUAUGCGCUCAGGUGAUGGGCAACCACGUGGCGUGCACCAUCGGCGGCAGCAACGGCCACUUCGAGCUCAACGUGUUCAAGCCCAUGAUCGUCUCCAACGUGCUGCGCUCCAUCCGCCUGCUGGGUGACGGGUGCCAGUCGUUCAACAAGAACUGCGUGUCGGGCAUCAAGGCUAACGUGAAGAAUAUUGAUAAGAUCAUGAAGGAGUCGCUAAUGUUGGUCACCGCGCUCAACCCGCACAUCGGAUACGAUAAGGCUGCACAGAUCGCCAAGACAGCGCACAAGGAGGGCGGUACUCUCAAGGACACUGCCAUCAAGCUAGGCAUCCUCACGGCUGAGCAGUUUGACCAGUGGGUCAGACCUGAGGACAUGUUGGGACCCAAGUGAACACCUAAUUGAGGGGGGGGGGGAAUGUUCUGUUACCAUAAAGAAGGCUGAUGUACGGCUUUUGAGGGGCAUAUAUUUUCAAGUAGCUGACCUGGCAAAUGUUGUUUUGCCAUAUAAAUUAUUUCUAAA